AGUAGGUAUAAUAUCUUCUGUAUGUGCAGGUAACAACGAGAACAACACGUGUACGGUGCCCACAAGCAAGUCCCAAAACCAGUUGUCGAGUUCAGGACGACCUUACGCCGCCACGCUGCCGAGGAAGGCUGCAGGAGGUCGCAGCCCCGCGCCCGCGCCCCCGCGCCGCGACCCGCGGACUACUCUGAGUGUAGGACGCGCCAGGGCUAAGUCCAUGGUCGCUGGACUCGAAAAUGGUGGUGAAAAAGAAGAGAGCUGCGAACCAUUGAGCGUAGCUGGCAAGUCUUCAUCCGCCGAGUCUGUUCAACUGCACGGAGGAAGUAACAACGGCACGCCGUCGUCGGGCACGCCGGUGGCGCCGCGCACGGCGUCCAUCCGCCAGCGCCCCGCCUCGUCGCGCAUCACCGCCGCCGAGCUCGAGGAGCUGUUCCAGCGACAGGCCGACGCAGACACUAGCGGCGGCAACAAUGCAAUGAUGACUCGGUCGGCGUUCCAGGGCGGGUCUAAUUCCCCCCCGUACUCCCCCGCCAGGGUCCCGGGCAGGGUGUACGCUUCCGUCGCUGAGAUGAAGAGGUCCAGAGGGAAGUUCUGGAACAAGUCCGGCGGCACGUUGCGGCGCGAGUUCCACUCGACGCCCGACCUCGCCGCCGAACACAACGCGCAUCCACUCAGGACGCGCUCCAGCGAGGACGUGCACGGCGCGUCGUGCGGUCGCGUGCCGCCGCCGUCGCAGCCGCCGCCGCCGGUGCCGGGGGCUGCGGCGGGCGCGGGCGGCGCGGUGCCGUCGUCCUUCCGCCCCGCCGCCGCCGCCAAGCUGUACGCCGCGCCCGCCGACCUGCGCCCCGUCGCAUACCGACAUCCCAACGAUGACAACGCGAGCCGCAAGUCGUUGUCGCUGCGGUCGUGGUCGUCGCCGGCGCGGGCGCAGUCCGCCGACGAGCCCGCCAACCAGUACGCGCAGCCCUUCAACACGCACAAGGGCUUCGUCAGACAGAACUCAACCCCAGCACCACCGAUCCCGGAGCCGGAUUACAGCAUGUCUGAAUCCGAUGAAGAAGCAGACGCCAAGCCCAAAGUGGAGCCAGCGGCGGUAGCGGAGACCAGCGCCAACAGCAAUGCCAGCGGCAGCAGCUCCGGCUCCAGUUCCAUGCAGCACUCGUUCUCGGUGGACGAGAUCCAGAAGAUCCGCACGCGGCUGAAGUCGUCCAAGUCGUGCGGCGACGAGCUCGGCGCCGAGCGCGACGACGGCGACAACUCCUCCUCCGGCGUCUCCUCCGACCAGGAGGCGCAGGCGCGCCCGCGCCGCGACAAGGUCUCCUUCUGCAGCUCCGUCACCGUCAAGUCCUCCAACGACGUCAUCAGCACCGAGCCCGUGCACUCCUCCUCCGAGAGCCUCGCGCCCGCCCCGCCCGCCCCGCCCGCGCCGCCGCCCAUGCAGCGCCACAACUCGCUCACGCGCAAGCGCGCCACGGCGGCGCUGCUGCGCGGCGCGGUGGGGGCGCGGCGGGGGCGCGGGGCGGGCGUGCGCGGGCGCUCGGCGGCGGAGCGGCUCGGCGUGGACCCGGAGAAGGCGCCGGGGCGGCGCGGGCGCGCGGCGGCGCUGCUGGCGUCGCUGCCGCCGCCGCCGGAGGAGCCGGCCGCGGAGCCGGGCGCGGCGCCGGUGCUGGCGCCGCCGCCGCAGUUCAGCGACCGCGUGCGGGUGGUGGCGGCGCUGCCGAAGCAGCUGGCGCCCCUGCAGUAGCCGUUCUGUCCUUCACGUGUCUCUGCAGUGCACGGCGGGCGUCGUGGCGGCGCUGUGGGUGCGAGUGAGCCGGCGGCCGCUCGCGGUAGUGAGCCCGUUCAGUUGUGACCGACCGCGUUCGUUUGCGACUCGAUGUAAACAGAUGGAAAACGAGUAAAAUCAUUUUGUAAUCAAACGACUAAAUGAAACCAAAGAUUUAUAGUAUUUAUUGUUGAGGAGUUAACAUUGAUAUAGUUGAAACUAAUUUUUAUACAUUCCCUUAUUGACUAGUUAUUAAUGCGUUUCAGUGUAACACUAGUAUUGGUUUCAUUUCAUUGUUAUUUGACAUUGUACGACUUCGAGUGCAUUCAGGUGCUGGUUACGUGUUGUAAUGAACGUUACAAUAAUGUAAUGUGAAAUAAAUAUACCAUACUUUCGAAAAACAUCUUCAAAAUUAACGUAAAAAUAAGUAAUAAAUAAAACAUUGCAAUACACAGCCCUUAUAAGUCUGUACUCUGAAGUCAUCGAUAAAAAUAUAGUAUCUGUAUUUAAUAAUAAUUUGAAACUGCACAUCUCUACUCCGCCGGUAAAUAAUAUUAUAGUGACCGCAAACUAUUGAAUAUGACCCUACGUCAACCUCUAUUAUAUUGACGUACGAUAUUAUUUACUGGUGAUAAACAUUUCACAUUUUCACAACGCAACCAAGUGCCAUCGUGUCUAUGAUUUUUAAUAUAUUUUUAUAUUUAUGUGUGCGUGUAAAUAUUUCACAAGAGCUAUUUAUAUGUGGGGAGAGUGGGACGGACGCGUCGCACCGAACUUCCGGCCAACAUAUUGUGUAUUUUAAAUAUAAAUUAUUUAUCAAAUGCAUAUAUAUUGUAUAUUUAUAUUUUACGAGAUUUAACUCGUGCUGUGUUCAAAAUAAUGUAAUUAUUUUUGAAUUAAUUUGCUUCGUCCAAAAUCGUACAGCCGGCCCACUCUUUUGACAACGCAUAAAUUAAUAAUUUGGAUAUUCUAUCGUGCAAUACAAUGCCGAUUGCACUACAAUUUUUAUCUGCAUUAUCUAUUGUACUAUGUUAGGCCUGUAAACCCUUAUAUCGAUUGAAGUUUCUCGCUAUAUUUAAUUACGAAUCGACACUGUAUUGCAUAUAGAUAUCCAAUAUGGCUGCCGUCGCACUACAUUAACGGCCCACCAUUCAAACAUUACCCCAUAACACCAUAUAAAUAAGUAUAAAGGCCUAAAAGCAGCAGUUUUAUGAUUCCGGUGGGUCGCAGUCAGUGCGACGUCGGCGAGGGCUAUGAAGCCCAUUAUCGCGUGUUCUCAUACAAGACUAGCGCUUGUCACAUCAACUCAUUAGUAUUUCGUCCGUUGUAAAGUUUUAUACUAAUCGAAGGCAUCCGUGCGUCUAGGAUAUACUUAGAUAUAAACGCAAAUUAAUGCAACACCAUUAUCGAAUUUUUUACUUUUUAAACUUCGAUUUUGUACGUUUCAGUGCGGCCAGUUCGACUUAUUCAAUAUUGAAAAAAAAUAUAUAUAAAAUUUGAAUAUCGAAUGUUAAUUAGCUAGAAAAUUUUAAAGUAAAAUGUAUUUUCCCCACAACAAUACAGAUGCUUAAUUGCAUAAGCAAAUUAUUUAAAACAUAUUUGACAUUACUACGCCCGAUUCAAUAUGUCGAAUAGUUUUUAUCUAUUUUUACUAAAAAAUAGUUGUAAAAAAUAUUUUACAUGAACGGCACAGUGAAGUUAGCACAUCUUGAAAUUUUUUAUGUAAAAUAUUGAUCAGUGCGAAUUGGCUGUACAAUGUAGAAUGCUGCGUAGUUUUAACUGUCGACGCAGCGUCACUUGUAAAAUAAUAUUUAAAUUAUCUAAAAAAUAAUCUCUGCGUGCGGUUUAUUCUUGCCGUGUAAAACGAUUUUAUAAAAAUAUUUAAAAUUUAAAAAUUUUUAAUUCGACGUCACAGGCAACACGAACACACUGAGCCUUAAACCACUAUCGAUAAAGUUUUAUUUACGCAUAUAACUUUAAUUUCACGAAAAGUAUAUAAGUAUAAUCGUAUUUUAUCAGAUUAAUAAAAAGAGUUUUUGUGCGUAAUUUUAGCUAAAUUCUAGCGAAUUAUAGAGUCGAUAAUAGCGGCUAGCCUUGACGUAUUAUUAUUAGCACAAUCAGUUAAUAAUUUCUAUAUUCAAAAUGUAUUAUUUUGUUAUAAUCGUCUUGUCAUUAUUUUAAGUUGUAUAAAAGUGUAUUUGUCUACUUAAGGCAUAGCUAGGUAGUGGUAAUUAUUAGAGGGUAAUUGAUCGUAGUAUCGACAAUGGAGCGUCAGAGUUGGAGUAGUGUCGAGUGUCGACUGCCGCUCACUUCGCUCUGCCUGUGACGUCCAAAGAGUGUGGAGCCAGCGCGACAGGCGGACGCGAGGGAGCGACUGACCGACGCCAUACUCUACAAUUUUGUAUAAUAACAUUUGUGUUUUGCGUUUCAUUUGGAAUCUCAGUAUCGAACGUGUAACUACAACUUGGUAUACUUUCAAAUGAAAAAUUAAAUGUUUCAUCACUUAA
This is a messenger RNA of Manduca sexta (tobacco hornworm), 4269 nucleotides long. RefSeq names its product serine/arginine repetitive matrix protein 1-like. The record is from RefSeq and is a predicted model, not a curated record. The coding region runs from base 215 to 1741 and encodes 508 amino acids. NCBI's taxonomy places the organism in Eukaryota, Metazoa, Arthropoda, Insecta, Lepidoptera, Sphingidae. The transcript has 10 exons.